Molecule: messenger RNA, 1164 nt
Organism: Paracoccidioides lutzii Pb01
Exons: 2
Coding region: 1-1164 (387 amino acids)
Source: RefSeq, a predicted model, not a curated record
AUGGCGAAUCUCAACAUCAAACGUUAUGACCAGCCAGGUUUUGACCCCGAUACCCGUCUUAUCGUCUUCGAUGAGGAGCUCCAUGUGAACUCGGCAAUCUUGAGGUUGCACUCGCAAUUCUUUCGAACGUUUCUGGACCAUUACGAUGCGGAUAGAAAUAUUCAGCAUGAUCCUCACUCGAAUUUUCGGUACGAAUACGUCCUAAAAGGGGGUCAUGACGGAGUGUAUGGCUUGCAGCCGCUUGGGAACGUAAAAUCUGGCAUACGUGACACGGAUGGAAGAGACAAUGAAAUCGAAUACCACAGUACAGUUGCGGAACUAAGAGAGACAUGGAAUCUUGAACAGUUGAUGAAUGCUUUCUACGUUAAACCGUCAAUCAUCGAAGAUCUGGAAGAGCUUGAGGAGUUGGUUCGAACGGCCGAUUUCUACAGUGCUUUGCCAAUUGUAUCCAAAUUUGUUGAGUCCAGCCUGCAGAUUAGUGAAGAGUUGCUUUACAACAUCCCCAAGUUUCCGAUAGAUCAUGCGGUAAAGAUACUAUGCUUAGCACGGAAGUUGGAAGCCAGCAGUUUAUUCCGGGAAACGUUUAUCCAUGUCAUCGCUUUCUCUAAUAGUGACGACGGCCACAGUUACAAAGGGAUUAUCGAGGAGCUAAAGCUACGGCAUAAUGAAGACUUGAUUCCGCUGGUAACUCGAUACCACGCGCUGUUGUGCAAGGAGAUUGCAAAUGCAAACUUCUUUCUGAUGAAGUGCUGCCUGAAUCAAGAACAUCUGAUUCUUCGCCCACAUGCCACUCCUAAAGACAGGGAGCUUGCGCUUAUAUCAGAGGUUAUUCGACAUGAACUCCAGCCUGGGAAUGGAUAUGCCAACCUAGAGCGAUUUUCCGCAGGCUUUUACCAGAAACUGUGUGAUGCACCGUUUGCACCAACUUCGAAUCAAGCGUUAAGGUAUGGCGAAAAUAAUGAACCAGGGACACACCAUAUUCAGACUCUUUCCCGCCAGCUUCAACAGAAGGUUGUGGCGCAUGUCAGAAAAGGUCUCUGGCCUGUGACUAGGAACUGUCUUCAGUUCAAUUACCCGCGUCAUACGGCUGAAUAUCAGCCCGGGCGCCGUGACGCUUUUCUCUGCACACAACUGGAGGAUGGUGAUUUACCUUGGCGCUCUUGA